AUGAAAUGCUUUUCUUGCCUGGCUUGAAAUAACCGUUAAAUGAAAUGGUAUAAAUUAACGCCGUAUAAGUUAAAUGGAAAGCAACCAAAGAAGUCAAAGUUUAAACCCCCGAGGAACUAUCACGAACGCUACACAAUGGGUCUUUCUGAGGUGAUGAAAUUUGGUGAGUUAGUAACAGUUUUCUCCGUCCUCUUCCUCGUCACAUUUUCCAUGGGUGACGGCGCACCACAAUGGCGGCCGCAGGGACGGUUUGGGAAGCGUCUCGACCAGAGAUUCCCGUCUCCAUGGCAACAGAUUUCCGGCACAGAUAAAGACAUCGACGUUUAUCCCGUUUUGGAAGAACAGACGGAUGUACAGGCCAACAAUGUGGACAAUAUCAUCAAUGUGUUAAAGAAAGUCUGUGUGGAGAGCAACGUACCGGGACUAUUUAAAUGCUACAGGAGGACGGAUUCCGGAUUUCGAUCUUCUUCAGGGCAGCCAUGAUGUGAUUUGUCCAUUUAUAAGACAAUAACUCAACAAAGACUUAAAGCACGUUCUAUUAUUUGAAAAUUAAAAUUAGGCAGUUAUUGCGUCCAAUUACACAGAGAGGAAAACCGUGUUCUAAGUAGCAACGAAAUUGUGAUAUCUUCAGUGUUAAAUUUCAAUUCAAUUUCCUGUGUUUCUGCAUCCAAUAAACGACAUUCUACAAAGUAUAAUGUAAAUAAUCUCAUUUAAAGAGAGCACUCGAAUUUCUGUAUCUAAUCGUUGCAUAUUAUUCAAUUAUUUCAGCCAAAUAUUCGUUCGAGAAACUUUUUGUUGACGUCAAUUUGAAAUAAAAGACGUUUUUGAAAGUUG
Magallana angulata is the source of this 834-nucleotide messenger RNA. RefSeq lists its product as uncharacterized. The coding region runs from base 40 to 483 and encodes 147 amino acids. NCBI's taxonomy places the organism in Eukaryota, Metazoa, Mollusca, Bivalvia, Ostreida, Ostreidae. The record is from RefSeq and is a predicted model, not a curated record. The transcript is spliced from 4 exons.